CCUUGACAAGCCGGAAAAGGCUUUCCUGUGACAGUCCGCUGGAUCCAACCUUCAAUUGAAACCGGCUCUUCUUUUUUUUUUUAAAGGAUUUUGUGAAAUAUUUAUAUUUAGAGGGUUAUAUAUGGCGACCAAAGGGAUGAACCUGUUCACUGUGUGCUGUUUGAUUUUCUGGGUUAUCACUGCAGUGUUUGCCGGGCGAGAUUUUUACAAAAUUCUUGGUGUAAGCAAGAGUGCAUCAAUCAGGGACAUCAAGAAAGCCUACAGAAAGCUAGCUCUCCAGUUACACCCUGACAGGAACCAAGACGACCCCAAAGCUCAGGAUAAAUUCGCCGACUUGGGCGCAGCCUACGAGGUUCUAUCAGAUGAAGAGAAAAGAAAACAGUAUGACGCAUAUGGAGAAGAUGGACUUAAAGAGGGCCACCAUAGUUCACACAAUGAUAUCUUCUCCAGUUUCUUUGGCGACUUUGGUUUCAUGUUUGGAGGCAAUCGACAGCAGCAGGACCGAAACAUCCCCAGAGGAAAUGACAUCGUGCUUGACUUGGAGGUCACACUUGAAGAGGUCUACUCUGGGAACUUUGUAGAAGUUGUGCGUAACAAGCCAGUAGCCAAAGAGGCACCCGGCAAGAGGAAGUGCAACUGUCGACCAGAGAUGAGGACCACACAGCUCGGCCCAGGCCGCUUCCAGAUGACGCAAGAGAUGGUGUGCGAUGAAUGUCCCAACGUCAAGCUGGUGAAUGAGGAGCGAACACUGGAGGUCGAAAUUGAACAAGGGGUGAGAGAUGAGAUGGAGUAUCCCUUCAUUGGGGAAGGGGAGCCUCACAUUGACGGAGAACCCGGAGAUCUACGUUUCCGCAUCAAAGUGUUAAAACAUCGUGUGUUCGAGCGCAGGGGUGAUGACCUGUAUACCAACGUCACCAUCUCCCUGGUGGAAGCGCUGGUUGGCUUUGAGAUGGACAUUGUUCAUUUGGACGGACACAAGGUGCACAUCGAGCGGGACAAGGUAACCAAGCCUGGCGCCAGGGUGUGGAAAAAAGGCGAGGGCCUGCCCAACUUCGACAACAUCAAUAAUCGUGGGUCCCUCAUCAUCACCUUUGACGUGGAGUUCCCUCAGACACAGCUGAAUGAAAAGCAGAUAAAGGAGAUUCGUAAGGUGUUGAAGCAAGGCUCCAUACAGAAGGUGUACAAUGGACUACAAGGCUACUAGCAUGAGAUACUUCAUGCUGCUUGGACUGACGUUAAUAUGAGAAACUGCAACAACCACAGCAGCAGCAGGACAAGUGCGACCUGCACCACUUUCCUGGUCACAGUCUAUUUAUGUUAGUUUGGGUUUCCCAACUCAGGAUGUCUCCAAUUUGUUUUUACAUUUCGACAUUCUUUUUCGUGCCCUCUUUUUUUUUUUUUAAAUUAUAACCACACUGUCAGGUUUACACGAACAGUAAAAGAAGUGGGUGCAGUGGUCAGAUGGUUUUGUAAUAAAUUGAGCAAGUCCAGUGGCAUUGUAGACAUUCAUACAAAUUGACAAUAUGAUUGCAGCUAGCGGGGGUUUGAAUUGUUUGUCACUUAAGAUGUCAAAGGCUCUUCUUUUACAUGAUGGUUUAUUCCAGCCACAGAUUUGGUUCGCUGCUGAGAAGACAGCACUCUUGACAUGUGAACAACAUAGGAAAUAGACAGUCGAGUGCUGUAAAUACAGUUGUUUAAUUGGUCAA
Messenger RNA from Syngnathus typhle (broad-nosed pipefish), 1706 nucleotides. It is a transcript of the gene dnajb11, whose product is annotated as DnaJ heat shock protein family (Hsp40) member B11. Gene Ontology annotation, molecular function: misfolded protein binding. Gene Ontology annotation, biological process: protein folding; protein maturation. Gene Ontology annotation, cellular component: endoplasmic reticulum. Bases 122 to 1204 code for a protein of 360 amino acids. The transcript has 10 exons. NCBI's taxonomy places the organism in Eukaryota, Metazoa, Chordata, Actinopteri, Syngnathiformes, Syngnathidae. The record is from RefSeq and is a predicted model, not a curated record.